Durio zibethinus is the source of this 3123-nucleotide messenger RNA. RefSeq names its product ATP-dependent zinc metalloprotease FTSH 3, mitochondrial-like. Gene Ontology annotation, cellular component: m-AAA complex; chloroplast thylakoid membrane. Gene Ontology annotation, biological process: mitochondrial protein processing. Lineage: Eukaryota; Viridiplantae; Streptophyta; Magnoliopsida; Malvales; Malvaceae. The record is from RefSeq and is a predicted model, not a curated record. Gene Ontology annotation, molecular function: metalloendopeptidase activity; ATP-dependent peptidase activity; zinc ion binding.
UCAACUGUCAUAUCUGAAUUGAAACCACGGCCUGGUUUGGCUGGCUCGUGUUUGUGUCUUGUUUGCCAAGGAAACCUAAGAAACGAACCCAACGCAUUUGCUGAACUCAAUACAAAUAUAAAAUCGACAACCAGAUCAACAAAAUCCGUUUUAUAUGACCACAAAAUAUCUCGCGCCCAAACACUCCCUAUUUAUCAUUAUCCUUUCUCAACUCCCAAAAAAAAAAAAAAAUCACUAACGCUAUUUACUAGAUUGUAUCUGAACUUAAGUCUCUGUUUGUUUUUUUUUUUUUUAAUCUUUUUUUAUAUAAUAAUAUUGUGAUUUUUCUUCCUUAAGUCAUCAAAAUUAUGAUAUUGUCUAAGCUACGCCGUUCGUAUUCCCGGUCUUCUCAUUCAAGAAAUUUGUUGUAUCGUGGCGGAGGAGGUGGCUGCACAGGCGGAAGGUCGCCCGGCUUGCCGCGUUUGAGCGGGAACGUAAAUCGACUAAUCGGGGAAUUAGGGUUUUUGAGGGGAUAUUUAGCUUCAAUUGGAGCUGGAAAGGAGUUUACUUCAAAGACUUAUUUGUCAGAUUUAAGUUUCGUUCUUGCUAACCCUAAAAUCCGUCGCUUUUUCUCAAGUGAAGCCCCAAAGAAGAAGAAUUAUGAGAACUUUCACCCUAAGGAAAAGAAGGAAACUCCAAACCAAAAUGACCAAAAAUCUGACUCCAAAGAGGAUUCCAACACAGAUGACAGAUGGAAUUUUCAGGAAACUUUCCUGAAGUUUUUUCAAAAUUUGAUCAGCCCUUUGUUAUUUCUUGCACUGUUUCUUUCUCUCUCUCCUUGGAUUGUUGAGCAGCAAGAAAUUAGUUUCCAAGAGUUCAAAAACAAGCUUCUGGAACCAGGUUUUGUUGACCAUAUAGUUGUUUCUCGUAAGUCAGUUGCAAAAGUGUAUGUGAGAAGCACACCACAAAAUCAAACAAGUGAUGAUGUUAUUCAAGGGCCUGCUAAUGCUGCUUCUGUCAGAGGACAUGGAGGCCAAUACAAAUACUUCUUCACUAUUGGAAGUGUUGAGUCUUUUGAGGAGAAGUUGGAAGAAGCCCAAGAAGCUUUGGGGAUUGAUCCGCAUGAUUAUGUUCCUGUGACAUAUGUCUCUGAUAUGAUGUGGUAUCAGGAGUUGAUGAGGUUUGCACCAACAUUAUUACUUAUUGGAACCCUCGUAUAUAUGGGGCGAAGAAUGCAAGGUGGAUUGGGUGUUGGCGGCAGCGGUGGUAAGGGUGCUCGUGGAAUUUUCAACAUAGGGAAAGCCCAUGUAACCAAAGUGGAUAAAAAUUCCAAGAAUAAGGUCUAUUUCAAAGAUGUCGCUGGCUGUGAUGAGGCAAAACAAGAGAUCAUGGAGUUUGUGCACUUUCUUAAGCAUCCAAAGAAAUAUGAAGAACUAGGAGCUAAAAUUCCAAAAGGUGCUCUUUUGGUGGGGCCUCCUGGUACAGGAAAGACCCUCCUAGCAAAAGCAACUGCUGGCGAGUCCGGUGUACCUUUUCUAUCAAUAUCAGGUUCUGAUUUUAUGGAGAUGUUUGUUGGUGUUGGACCAUCCAGGGUGAGGAACUUGUUCCAAGAAGCAAGGCAGUGCGCUCCUAGUAUAAUUUUUAUUGAUGAAAUUGAUGCGAUUGGUCGAGCAAGAGGCCGUGGAGGCUUCUCAGGUUCUAAUGAUGAGCGUGAAAGUACGCUUAAUCAAUUGCUAGUAGAAAUGGAUGGCUUUGGAACCACUUCUGGUGUAGUUGUACUUGCUGGUACUAAUAGACCUGAUAUUUUAGACAAAGCUCUAUUGAGGCCAGGGCGAUUUGAUCGUCAGAUUGCAAUAGAUAAACCUGAUAUUAAAGGUCGUGAACAGAUAUUUCAGAUCUACUUGAGAAAGAUAAAGCUUGAUAAUGAGCCAUCCUAUUACUCUCAAAGACUUGCAGCUCUCACUCCUGGGUUUGCUGGAGCAGACAUUGCAAAUGUUUGUAAUGAAGCUGCUCUAAUUGCUGCAAGGAAUGAAGGGACACAGGUCACAAUGGAACAUUUUGAGGCUGCUAUAGACAGGAUCAUUGGUGGUCUGGAGAAGAAGAACAGGGUUAUAAGUAAACUUGAACGGAAGACUGUUGCUUAUCAUGAAUCAGGUCAUGCUGUUGCAGGCUGGUUCUUGGAACAUGCUGAACCCCUCUUGAAAGUGACAAUUGUUCCUCGUGGUACAGCAGCGCUUGGUUUUGCCCAGUAUGUUCCAAAUGAAAAUUUUCUCUUGACAAAGGAGCAGCUUUUUGAUAUGACGUGCAUGACCCUUGGUGGUCGAGCAGCUGAACAGGUUUUAUUGGGAAAGAUAUCAACAGGAGCGCAAAAUGACUUAGAAAAGGUGACUAAGAUGACCUAUGCCCAGGUGGCAGUUUAUGGUUUUAGUGACAAGGUAGGUCUCCUCUCCUUCCCUCAAAGGGAUGACGGAUUUGAGAUGUCCAAGCCCUAUAGCAAUAAGACGGGGGCUAUCAUAGAUGUUGAAGUGCGAGAGUGGGUAGCCAAGGCAUACGAAAAGACUGUGCAACUUAUAGAGGAACAUAAAGAACAGGUAGCUGAGAUUGCUGAAUUGUUGCUCGAAAAGGAAGUUCUUCACCAAGAUGAUUUGAUUCGAGUUUUAGGCGAAAGACCAUUUAAAUCAAGCGAACUUACCAACUAUGACAGAUUUAAGCAAGGGUUUCAAGAGGAAGAUAAUAAGGCUGUGCAAACCCCUGAGGGUGGAACUGUGGAAGGUGAUGAUGGAUCCGCACCCCUUGAUCCUCAGGUUGUCCCUACUUGAACUCUGAGGUUGCCAUGAUUGUACAUUGAGUUUAAUAAAUCUUUUAUCGAUUUCCCUUUGCACAAUCCUUUUUCUGCAAUUUCCACUAAUGACAGUCUCUUUGUACAUCAUCUAAGGUGGCAUUACUCUUAUAAUGGAUAGCUUGCGGAAUUGAAAGAUGGAAAAAAAAGUGUCAUUCUUUAUGUUUAUGUUGUAUAUGUUCGUUAGUUGAAACACGUGAUUAAGUAUCUUUCAAAGCGAAAAGUAACUGCAAAGUAACAUAAAUUUACUCAGUGAAUUCGACUGUGAAAAUGCCAACAGGUUUUGCUCGCAAAAUUCAGUAAAA